UCCAGGUCUGCGAUAUGAGCAAGCGGAUAUUGCCCUGUGCAAAACAUUUGGACAAAUAGCAAAACCGCUGUCUUACAAACCAUAACCUGGAUGAGAGUUUAUUUUGCAAACGCCAUCUUAAAUAAAUUUCGUUUGAGAUACAGCGCUUAAUUGUGUCUCUUUUUCAAGUACUUUUGCUUCAAUUUGGACAUUUUUCGGCUCUAGCUAGCUGACAUUAGCGCGCUAGCUAACGCGCUGCUAGCAUCCCUCAAUCAGCACGAAAACAUCUUCAGCAUGGAUAACGUUAGUCAGGGCGUAGCAACAGUUGUGACAUCUACGACGUCUUCGCCAUCGAGCAACUGCAUCGCAAAUAAUACAGCAACCAAUGUUAGCAGCAUCCCUGCGGUCACGAGUAAUGCCUCAACUUCAGUUGCCAUGGUGACACCAUCAUCAGACACAUCAGUAUCCAACGGUGUCUAUGUUCCCGGAGGCAUCGCCAAUGGGGAUGUGAAGCCUGUCAUCUCCACCUCGCCCCUGGCAGAUUUCCUCAUGCAGCUGGAAGAUUACACACCCACAAUCCCUGAUGCAGUGACAGGGUACUACCUCAAUAGGGCUGGCUUUGAGGCAUCUGAUCCAAGAAUAAUCCGUUUGAUCUCCCUUGCCUCUCAGAAGUUCAUCUCAGACAUUGCCAAUGAUGCACUGCAGUACUGUAAAAUGAAGGGUACUUCCUCAGGAAGCUCAAGAAGCAAGACAAAGGAUAAGAAGUACACUUUGACAAUGGAGGACCUAACUCCUGCCCUUUCAGAUUAUGGCAUCAACGUCAAGAAACCUUAUUACUUCACAUAAGAACUUCACAACUUUGUAAAAAAGACUUAUGAUUUUGCUAGUUUUAUUCUCCCCAGACCCACUAGAGCUCUUUGACACGUUUUGCAAAAGAAAAUGUUUUGAAUGUGUUACUUUAGUACAGCCUUUGGCAAAAUUUUCAAGUCAAUUUGCCCUGUUUUGUAGCACAUACUUUGCAUUGUUUGGAAUUGUCAAAUGACUGUUUUAUUGUGGAAAAAUAAACUUUCAGUUUAACUGUGUUUUUUUUUUGUAUUUACUUUCUUGCAGAGAGGGAGGGAUGUUAUUGACAUUAUUGUUAUCCAUAUAAAGGAUUGUUGUGACAUAUAGAUUUCGAACAAAACAAGGCGAGUCCUAUAGAAACAUUUGUCUCAAAAUAAAUCGAUGCAGAAAAACAAAUGGAAAGAACAUGAUUUAUACAUUUCCAUCAUAGCUUUCAAACAAGUAUGGUAAACCACAAAUGUUUCUGCCUAGACACAA
This is a messenger RNA of Lampris incognitus (smalleye Pacific opah), 1299 nucleotides long. It is a transcript of the gene taf10, whose product is annotated as TAF10 RNA polymerase II, TATA box binding protein (TBP)-associated factor. Gene Ontology annotation, biological process: transcription initiation at RNA polymerase II promoter. The coding region runs from base 274 to 825 and encodes 183 amino acids. Gene Ontology annotation, cellular component: nucleus; SAGA complex; transcription factor TFIID complex. Lineage: Eukaryota; Metazoa; Chordata; Actinopteri; Lampriformes; Lampridae. The transcript has 5 exons. The record is from RefSeq and is a predicted model, not a curated record. Gene Ontology annotation, molecular function: RNA polymerase II general transcription initiation factor activity; promoter-specific chromatin binding.